This is a messenger RNA of Penicillium mononematosum, 429 nucleotides long. RefSeq lists its product as uncharacterized. The record is from RefSeq and is a predicted model, not a curated record. Bases 1 to 429 code for a protein of 142 amino acids. The transcript has a single exon. NCBI's taxonomy places the organism in Eukaryota, Fungi, Ascomycota, Eurotiomycetes, Eurotiales, Aspergillaceae.
AUGCCUAAACCGGAGCCAGCACGCUCACCGUAUCAGAAAAGCUUCCAAAAGGAAUGCCGCGUCUUUGCGAAAGAAGCAGAGGCUCUAGCUGAUUAUGCCAGACAACACCCGGAAAAUGAUGAAGACAAGCAGAAUUCCGAUAUCCAUAGUGGGCUUAUAAGUCUGUGGUGCCAAAUAUCGCGAGUGAAAGAUACCGGACUCGAUAUGGUUGCAGAAACCCCGAGAUGUUCUCUUGUUCUCAAGGAACGCAGCUAUUGGUUCAUCCGGGAUCUGGCCGAUCAGACCGAGUUCGAGGAUGAAUGCGAUGAAGUAGAGGCCCGUCUAGAAAGUCUGGCGAUAAAGGUCGAAGGUCGUGAGAUAGAGAACCUUUGGCUUGCUGGAUUUCUUGAGACGAUGGCUUUACAUUUCCAGGAUAAAUUUAACGUAUAG